UAAACGUCAAACGAAUCGCAGAAGUCCAGCUGGCGCUUGAUUUCUUGUGGUGUAUUUAUUUUGGUGUUUCAAUUGGAGCCCUUAAAUUUUAGUUCUUAUCCACUGUGAUCCUGAAAUGUUGCCGCCGUAACAUGCAAAAUGUUUAAAAUUGAGUCAUAUGUGACACCAAUCCUGUUAAGCUAUGUUGACAAAUAUGUACGAGACUUCAAGCCAGCUGAUGCACAAGUAUCCCUAUGGGGUGGUGGUGUGGCCCUCCACAACUUGGUGCUCAAAGCAGAUGUUUUGCAAAAUGAGGUUGCAUUGCCAUUCACACUGGUAUCAGGACGGAUUCAUGAACUACUUAUACAAGUUCCCUGGACUAAGAUAAUGUCGGAGCCUAUUGUGGUGACAAUAGAUACUAUAGAAUGUGUUCUAAGUCUUCAUCCGCCGGCAGCGUCUGAAGAAACACUUCCUACAGAGUCCCCCAGGUCGACGGUGGUGGAAGCCCCGCCGGGCUACAUGCAGGCGCUGGUGCGGCGCAUCGUGAGCAACAUCUCGCUGCGCGUUCACCACCUGAUCGUCAAGUACGUGCAGGACGACAUCGUGCUGUCGCUCAACGUGAAGCAUCUGUGCGUCGAGAGCGCCGGCGCCGACUGGGCGCCUGCUUUUGCUGACAUCGAUCAGAGUGAGCCAGUGGUGAGGCGGUUAAUGCGGCUGGACGACUUAACGCUCUGCCUGGACCGGGCGGAUUCCGAUGGCAAAAUACGGUUCUACCAAGAACCUUUGCUAUACCGCUGCCAGCUGGACUUUAGAAUUCUCACCCGACUGGUUUCCGCCAACACCCGACGAGCGUCCUGCCUCACCGUCCAGCUGCGGUCGUCCAAGCUGGCGUGGGGAGUGACCAGCGAACAACUCACGCUGCUGCUGCGGCUGCUGCGAGAGCGCCAGAACCAUGUUAACACCUCUCCGCCGCCGCCCAAACAGAAUGCGAUGAAUUCAGUCGCACCACAGGGUAUUUCAACGUGUAACGUGGCGGAGCCGAUCCGGACCGAGAGCUGGUCGGAGUGGGCAUGGUCGUGGCUGCCCACGUGGAUGGACAAGGAGGGCGGCGUGGAAGAGGCCACGAUGCCUCCGACGCCCAUCCCGGUCCUGUUCAGUGCCUACUUAGACCACGUGUCUUUAGUGUUUAAGGUGAUGGAGGCGGAGGGCAGCGCGCGCAAACGUGCCCGCGGCGUGAUGGAGCUUAGCGCGUAUCAUGCGGCGGCGCGCGCGGCGCUGUGCGCGCCGACCACGUUGCGCGUGCGCGUUGGCGUGCGCCAGCUGCGCUUAUUGUCACGCGGCAGGUGCAUUUGCGGACACCAGAAUCUUAACACAAUUAAUGACGAGCCUACAAUAUAUUUGGAGAGGAGAAGUUCUGAAGACGACAAAGUGCCUUGGAGUUGGCCUGACAAUUUUGAGACCUUGGAUUGUAAGGUUGAGACUGCGGAAGCGGCGGAGGAGGUUUACAGUGAAACAUCCGACCCAACAGAAUCUGCUGAGCUGAAAUUGAGCAGCAUAGAAGAGGACGAGCUGUGGCGGGCGCUGUCGCCCGUGAUCCUGCUGCGGUACUCGCACACGCGCUCGCCGCCCGACGACACCAACCCGUACGAGAGCCCGCCUGUAGACUUCCAGUACAGCGAUUGGCAAGAGGAGAACAAGUUGAGAAUAAUUCUGGAGCCAAUGGACAUUUAUCUUGGAAUGGGUCUUCUUCAUCGGAUAUCAGCUAUUCAACAAAUUUUUCAAGAUCUUCCGUCAAUCCCAGUUACAGAUGUGCCUAUGAGAACACUUACAGUAGAAGAAUGUGAGGCGUUGGACGCCAAUAUACCUCAGCGUAGGACCUUCUUAGUGAUACGGGGGUGCCGCCUACGAGUCCUUCCUUGGGAUCAUUCUCUGUCGGAAAAACAGACCUCACCAUCGCUAGUGUUAGAUGUUGAAUCGCCAGAAGUGAAGCUGAUUGUGUCGGGACCACUUUAUCCACAUAGAGUGUGUUCCGCGGCCUGCCAAAUGCCCAAAGAAGAGGGUCCGCUCUGGCAAGGCGCGCGGCUGCACGUGACCGCCACGGUCGCCGCCGUCGAGGCGCGCCUGUGCCGGCUCUCGGACGGGCAGUCACGGCCCGUGGCGCGCGCCGACCUGCGCCUAGUGCUGCACCUACUGCUGCAUCCCGAGAUGUUCGCUAAGAAGGAGACUGUCCACACCAGCUACAAUAUCAAUAUACAUGAAAUGAACACAUGCGGAUCUGCGGCGCGGCUGCAGGCGGCCUGGCACGUGCUGCAGUCGCUCAUCGAGCAGCGGCCUUCUCAUGUGCUGCGACACACUUUGCUAGUCAGAGACGCACUCAGCGACGAAGAGUCGGUGGCGAUCGACGCGACGAUGGAGGACGUCUCGUUGCGCGGAUUCAUCACGAGGACGGUGAACACGCACAUCGCCAUGGUGCAGGCCGCGCGCGUCAUGGCACUUUACUCGCCGAAUGAAGGGAAUGUUAAACAGGCAUGGAUAUUCUCCGCUCCUGACUCGCAGACUACCACAGGGUUCGUCCGCGUGGCGCUGCAGUGGUGCGCCGAGCAGUCGCAGGACACGGUAGACUACCUGGGCGUGUGGACUGAGCCGCUGGCUUUCUGCGCCGACCCUCUCUUCAUAGCGUGGCUCGCCUACAAACCGCUUAACAAAUCACCCACAACAAUAUUAGAAACAGCGCCGUUGUCAAGAGCCUCGUCAUCGUCACACUCUUAUUUACGACGCCGCGUCACGCCACCUUCGUCGAGCGGGCGUGGCGCCAGCCGCACAGCCUCGGGGUCGGAGCUGGUGCACGCGGCGCGGCUGCGCAGCCUCAGCUCCAGCAGCGACCACGGCGAAACGCGCCGGCCCGCGCCGCCUCCGCCGGCUAAAACCCCGGAGACGUUCCUGAACCCCGAUCGCCUACUGAAGCUGCACGCGCGCCUGCAGAAGCUGUUGGUCUGCGUGGAGUUGGGAACGGCGAUGGUGUACUUCACGACGGGCACGGCGUCGGCCGAGGGCUGCGCCGCCAUGCGCGACGCCGUCGAGCGGCUCGCCGCCGGCUUGCCCAAGCAGCAGGUGCUAGUGCUCAGUAUGGGGCGCUUAACAGUCAGCUCAAACUCUAUGAUGAACCAUCUUUGGGAUGCCGUCCGCCAUGACGGCCCUACGUUUAUAACAAAGCCAACUACAGAGGAACCCAUGGAGUCGUUCCCCUGGAAGUUGCGUCUAGCCGACGUGACGUGCUACACCCUAGAGCUUCGUCAGUACACUGACGCCGGGCGCGUGCAGGGCAGCGUGCUGCGCUCCACGCUCAAGUCCUCGCCCAUCUCCACGCGCCUGGUGCUGGAGGCCGUCACCACCACCGUCACCCUCUCCGUCGUUACCAAGUACAUGCAGAUACGCUCGUGGAAGGUGUCGCCGGACCAACAGAAAUCCACUGAGCGGUCGGAGCCGACCCCAGAUGAAUUGAGGGUAAAAUAUUUUAAAUCAGGAAUUGAUUUCAAACCAUCAACAUUAAAGGAGUUCGUUCGAGGUCCAUCCAGACUCCAAAGAAAUAAAAGUCCAGAGCGCAAGCAGAGCAACCCUCGAGACCGGGAUCCAAAAGAGAAGACCACGCAAGGGCCGGUGGUGUCGAUGGGCGUGCACCUGCACGCGGACACGCCGCCCGUCACCGUCCGGCUCGACCACGACCAGGUGAACAUCGUCGCUGCAGCGGUACAUUGUUUGAAACACCUGCACAUGGUAAUGAGCCGGACGUCGGUCGCUGUAUCUCGGUCAUACACGUCAUUGCCUGGCUCUCAUGAUCACAGGUCUAUAGUAAGAUCAGUGUCUGAAUUAAACGAGCAGGAUACCCCGUCUGAUGAGAAUUUGAGUGAAAAUUAUUCUGAACUUAUUCCCAUAUUUGAAUGUCGAGCAAUUCCCGAAGUGAAGCUGAAAACCUUCUUUUGGUUCCAAUGGGUCGUGGGCCGAGCGACGCUGGUCGUGGCCACGCACCAAUCGAAGCUGGCUAUGGAAAUUGACGACAUCAUAUCUACAGUAGACAUUCAGGAACAUUACAAUCAACUCAAAGUGAAAGUCGCUUCUGCAUCAGUUCGACAUCACAAAAGGAGCCACGAGGACUGGGAAGCCGGCGUGCUGGGCGGGCGGGUGCUGGAGGCUCGCGAGCCCAUCGACUCUAAGGAGGAGGACCAUUUCCUCGCUGUCACUAUCACGCAGGCGCAAAUAUCUAAUUUGCCCGCUAGUUGGAAAGAAGAGCUACACCCCAAGCUGUUACAGCAAAAAGGGUCCGGAGACAGUAUGUGGGAAAUAUACGCUACACUCGCGCCUUUAGAAGCGGUGCUGCAGCCUUCUCUCAUUGAAAACAUUAUGUCUCUAGUCCGUAAGAUGGCCCCACCGUCUUUUUGCCCUCUGCAAUCCGAAGACGAACCAAGUGACGGCAGCGCUUGGCAGUGGCCGUUCUGUUACGUCACUGCGGGCGGGCUGCGGCUGCUGGUCAGUACCGAUCUCCAGGACCCGGAAAAUGACGACACAUUUCUCUUACUGGUCGGCAAAGUAUCUAUCAAUCCGCACCCGGAAAAUCCUAUUUGUCGACAAUCCGUUACCACUGGAUUGGAUGGCUCUUGGAACUCUACCGGAGGCAGCCCGGAAGGCCGGCAGUACGAGGUCAACGUCAAACACGUCGCCAUACAGUCCGCACAGCUCCAGCAGAUUAUCAAACAAGAAGAGGCAAGAGAAAUCUACAACAAAGGCACCGGUAGUGAGAACCCGGCUGUGAAGUGGUCUCAACCGCCUGUUUCGCCCGUCGUGACAGCUAUUCUCCAUCAUGUGGACAUAAGCUGCAUUCUGGCGCCGGCGCUGUUCGUGAACGGCACACUGUCGUGCGGGCCGGCGGUGGAGCUUAACCUGGCCUCCGACUGCGCAUUCGAGAUCAGCCUGGAGCAGCUGAAGCUCGUGCAGUGCUUGCUCUCUGAGGCCAGCUCUUCCACGAGCUCUAGUGAGGAUUCUAUUCCUUCAAUGGUCUCCACAGUCGCCGUGUGUCCAUAUGCGGCUUUAUUUUUGAACCCGAAGCAAACGCCUGAGACUACGAUACAAUAUAGUAACGCGACAUUCUUUAAAGGUGUUGCUGAAAUGCAAUUGAUCGACGAGUCAAGCAACACCGGUAAAUCCGAUCGAGGGUUUACAACCGAUUCAGGUAUAGACGUGGCCACAUCAAUGUCAAGACUGAAGCUAGACAGGCCGCCUUCAAAGAAAAACCUCAGCGUCGCCUUUGCCGAGGAAAUAAUUGAUGUGUCAGAAUAUCUGGAGGUGUUUGUGACAAUGGGCGAGAUCGAAAUAUCGCUUUAUAUGGAAGAUGACAAUAGCCCCGCUGCAAUUGAUUUGAGGCCGCCUCCCAAACCUGAGCAAAAUACGGAAGAGGACACGGCCGAUUCAGAAAAAGACGCCGACCAACUGGAGGGAACUUCAGCAUCUGAACUAAAGUCGACGGCUAGCCAAAUGAGUAUUACCCACGGGGUUAGGCUUUUGGACACAAAACUUGACAUGCACGCUCAGCAGGCGUUGCACCUGCCCCGUGCUAGGCUGACUUCCGGCAAGUUGCCACUGCUGCACAUUUCUUUACACCAGCCCAAUUUGUACUACUGGAGGAAGAAAACACGGAAAAAUGUACAGGUGUCACUGUUUAACGCGUGGAUUGGGCUGGGAGCGGGCGAAAAGGAUGGCAGUCAGCCGCUAUUAUCCACGGCGAAAGGGACGCCGGACCCGGUGACCGACAUACCGCCGGCGCUCGCCACUGUCAAGAUUGUUAUGCCGACUGGUGGCAGCGGGCCAAGCAACUACAGCGGCGUCAAAGGAUCCGCGACCGUGGACGUGGAGCGGCCGGUGCUGCUGGGACUCUCUGCGGAUACUCUGCGCCGGCUAACACUCAUCAAUCAACUGGUACAAAAAAAACUGCAGAAAAAUAGUAAGAAAGGAAAUAUUACCUUGAGCAACGGCGAUCUUCAUACACCUCCGUUCCUAAAAUUGCGUAAAUUCAUGGCUAGCCACAACUUGGAGGAUAUCGUAAUCCAAAUGAGUCAGCUCGGGGUGACGGGCAACGAAGGCACAAUAGGGUGGGACAGCGCAUCGCUUCAGAUAGGUGCCGCGGCGCGGCCGGAGCGGCUGGUCGCGCGCGCUCUAGUGUCUGCGCUGCUGGUAGCCGCCGGCCCGCCCGGCGACCAGCGCCAUGUCCUCCUGCAACCGAUGAUGCUAGGUAUGGAAUUGGAGUGCAGCUGGGAAGCGUGGCGAAGGGCUGAGGACGGCGUGUCGGCGCGCGAGCCCUCAGUGCGCGUGACCGUAGACCUGGACCGCGUCACGCUGGACGUGCGGCCGGAAGACCUCGCCGCCCUCCGCAGGAUACAACUAGCAAUGGACACGUCGGCUGAUAAACAGGAGGACGAAAAGGAGUUCCUAGAGCCGCAGGAAGAAAGCAGCGAUUAUUUGAGGUCUUACUGUAAGCGGAGCAUGUCGGAGCGAGCCUUACCCGGCAUGGAGUCUGUCGAGGCCUUCGACCAGCAUUACAAGGACGACCUCAAAAGUGGAGCUUUUAAAAUAGUAACCGGGGGCCAGUUCCCGAUGGCUUACCAGGUGACGCUGCACGGCGACGCCAUGUCCUGGCGUUACCCGCACCCGCGGAACGUCUCUAGGAUCACGGUGUUCCCCAUACCUGGCAUUGACGAAGAAGUGAAAUGCAAGUUGGAGUUCUACGAUCCGUUAUUGAAAAGAUGGGAGCCGCAUACGUAUGUUACUCUGCCUGUAUCAGAACCCAACGAAAUGAAAUUAUAUGCAGAACCACCAGAUGCGGUUUUUGCAACAUUGUGGCGAUUUUGCGCGGAUUCUCAAACCAAGCCUCAAAAACGUACCUUCGAGUUCGACAUCACCAAGUUUAUGCCCAGAGUCGACCCCCUGGCACCUGGGCGCGACGAGCCGCCAGCGGAGGCGCGCGCGGGCCUCGUCAGCGCCGAGCAACUUUCCAGCGCGCUGCGCGUGGACUCGUACUUCUCGCCGCGCUCCGUGGCGCGUGUUCGCGUCGCGCUGCGCUGCACAGAGCUCGAACUGCAUGCGCACAACUCGCUCCCCUCUCUGUCCAGAAAAGCGCGUUCCUUGGAGGGCUACUACGUCUCGCGGCCGCUGAUGCGCAGCCACCGCGUGCUGUGCGUGAGCGCGGCGGACACCGUCGCGCAGGCGCUGCUCGGCUCGCGCGCUGGACGCGUACUGCUGCUCGACACCAAACUCUCAUGCGACGUCCUAGACUGCUCGACGGGCACGCUCGAGCAGAUGGUGGGAUCGACCCGCGUGCAAGCGAGUGCUUCCGUACCGAGCAACGUCGUUGUAUCGCAGGCUCGAGUGCGCGCGUGCUCCGAGUGCGUGCGUGUAGCGCUGCACGUGCCGCGCCUCAGCACGCUGCGGGCGCUCGCCGACGACUGGGGGCCAGUUUUACGACAGUGCAAUGGAGACGUAUCCAUGGAGAAAGAAGAGAAACAUUUGGACAGUUGUAAUGAUUCCGAAGCGGACAUGUCUGAAGUGUUGGAACUAGAGGGCCGCGUGUCGCUGUGGGUCCAUAACAGUUGCUGCAUCGCGCUGCGGGUGGGCCAGGAGGGCUGCGAGGAGAUCGCACCGCUUGGGCCCGGCGUGAGGCUCGCCUACCGAUGGCCGUCUCCAAAUGCACCGUUCAAAAUUCGAUUUGCCCUAGCGGGACCGUCUACAGAAUGGUCCUCUAGUAUACCGUUCUCUUCUGGCGAGAGCCGCGUGCGGCUGCCUGACGCCGAGGCGGCGGCGGGCGGCGUGUACGUGCACGUGCGCGGCGACGUGGCGGGCGCGCGCCGCACGCUGCACCUCUCCGGCCGCCUCGUGCUGGCCAACGCGCUGCGCCGGCCGCUGCAUUACAAGGUGCGAGCGAAGAAUGCAGGUUCGAAAGCGUGGUGUUCAGUGUGUUCUGGGGAGUUGAACGCCGAGACCGUGGGCCGGAGCGUCCUGUGCGGCGUUGACUGCGAAAUGGUGCUUAAAAUUAAGUUUACAACGCAAGACACCGGUUGGUCAGGUGACAUACCGCUUAAGGAAUGUCCAAAAGAAAACGUGCCGUGGUUAGUUAAAGUGCCGAGCGAGGGCGAGACGGCGUACGUGUCAGUGUGGUGCCGCGUGGUGCGUGCGCGCUCCGACGGCCGCGUGCUGGCCGCCAUCUGGCCGCUCUACGUGCUGUGCUCGCACCUGCCGCUCGACACUGACGUGUUAGUGUCGACGCAGAAAGAGAGUUCAGAGCCCGCGUCGCGACCGUCCCCUCUGGUGCAGACGGCGCCGGGCCGCGGCGCCUGCACGCACUUAUUGGCGCCCGGCACAACCGCGGCGCGCCACCAGCUGUCCUUCCAGUACAAAGACGUGGAGCACCCCGUCACCCGCGAGGCGAUUCCUCUGCACUACGGCGUGACCGACACCUCCGUGUUCGACAAACGGGCGCCGGCGAACAACAUCAAUGAAAUCGUUGAAGAGAUUCGUGAAUGGUUUGAACGGUCGGCGAGACGAGCGACGACCGACUGGCCUUAUUCCAUAGUCGCGUCCCAUUGGUCGGGGCCAUGGAGCCCGGCGAAAUUGCAACCACGCUGCGAUGUCACGGUGCGGUACGACGCAGUGCGCGCGGGCGGCGGCUGCUCGCUGCAGAUCUCGCUGCGGCCGGUGGCGCUGCUGUGCAACGCGGCGCGCGUGCCGCUCACGCUGCGCGCGCACGACGCCGCGCCGCUGUGCCGGCUAGAACCCGGCGCCGCGGUUUCCGCACCGAGCGCCCUUCUGCAGAAACCAUUCUUCAUGUCGGUGGAGAUGGGGCGGGAGACGUUCGUGAGCGGGCAGCUGCAGGUGUGGGCCGAGGAGCCGGGCCGCUACGGCUCGCCGCCGCAAGGCUGCGUCGCGCUCGACCACCCCGCGCCCUUCCUCAUACACUGCAAGCAGAAGGUGGCGUUCCUGACGCUGCACUACGAAAUAAAAGAAGAGAUUAACGUUUUGGGAGUGACCUCGACUUUCCUACUUAUAAAUAGACUGGAAACUAAUCUAUUGGUUUCAGGUAUAGCCGUUCCUGUUAUCAACUCGGAUGAUGUGAAUUUGCAGCCCAAAAAGUACAAAGUUGUCAGUCCGACCAAAGAAGGAAGUCUCGACGGAGAAGCGCUGAGUCGUUUCUGGGUGCUGGAGCGGUGGCGCGGCGGCGACCCGAGCGAGUUGCGUACAUACUUGUGCCUGGCGCUGCCGGCGCGGGGGGCGGACGCCGCGGAGCCCGCGCCCGCGCACGUGCCCGUGCUGCUGGCCGCCGCGCCCGUGCGCCGCGCCGUCGCGCUGCGAGAUCAUACGGGCAAAUCGAUACCAGCUGUGAUAGUGCAGCAGAAACAUGAAGGCCGGUGGGUGGUGACGGUGGCGCCGGACCCGUGCCCGCAGUUCGUGGUGCACAACCGCUCGAGCCACGCGCUCGUCAUAGCGCAGUCAGACCUGUUCGGCCCAGUGAAGACGAUAGCUGAAUGUCCGGGCACGCGGUGGCACUGCGCGGUGGAGGCGGGGGCCGUGGUGCACUACUCGACGCCGGCGCACAGCGCUCGGUUCCCGCCGCCGCCCCACGCCGCUCCCAACGCGGACCUCAUUCCUUUCCUCACUAUCAGCAAACUCAACGAGCACCAAGAUCCGGAGUGGAGCGAGGGGGUGGCGGCAGCGGGCGGCGAGCAACUAGUGCAGUUGCCCGACAGCGACACCGUCAAGCUGCGCGUGCGGCCCCAUCCGCACUCCUCGCUGCUCGAGUUGAAGGACGUCGACGAGAACGACAUAUCAGCGAGUGUAAUAAGGCGUCGGCUGGAAGGAUCCUUCUGUGCCGAUACAGGAAAAGAGGUCAAUAUAAACAGAUCGGUAGCCUCUAGUCAAUUGAUGUCUCCCACCCAAACUAAACUUACUAGAGUACCUGUUGUAAGCACGGACAUCUCGAGCGCGCCGGACUAUGCCCCCGUACAAGAGGAUGACGAGUCAACUUGUCAAUUAGAGAAAAUUAAUGAAACAAUCAAAUUGCUAGAUGUUGAAAAGGAGGAUUUAGGAGAUAUGCUGAAAACGGAACUAACAUACCGCAGUGAGAACAGUAUGGUGACAAUCGCUAACGUAAGGUCUUACCAAGAAUCCGCCGACGCUCUGCGAGGUAUCUCCGAGUCAGAAUGGGGUGACAAGGGAUGGUCGCCAGUGGAGCGAGUUCGUUGCGUGGUAGCCGGCAUAGCUAUUGAAAUGGCCGCCACGCCCGACGUCAGUCCGCUGCUCGCUCUGCAUAUCGACCGAGCCGCUCUCUCGGUGCAAUGUGACAGCACGGGCACUAAAGCAGUGGUUUCGAUCGCUGACAUCCAAGUAGACAACUUGCAAUACGAGAGCGGGAACUACGACUUCGCGGUGGUAGCGUCGACGCGCGGCGAGCCGCCGACGAAUGACGCGUGGCCGCCGCUGUGGCCCGGCGCCGCCGGCGACGCGUUCUCCAUGCGAGAGAACGAAGCACGCCUGAUGCUUCGCCUGUGCUAUGACUCGUGGACUGUCGGCGACGACGCUUAUAGAGAACUGACGGAGGUGGAGCUGCGGCUGGGUCCGCUGGCGCUGUACGUGGAGGACGGGUACGUGGGCGCGCUGGUGCGGCUGGCGCGCGCCGCGAGGCCGGCGGGGCCUACGCCCGCUCCCGGUGCCAUCGUCGCGGCAGAGACACGCGCACUGCAGUGCCCGCUGCGGUUACGCUCGUUGCACCUGCACCCGCUGGAUCUCACGCUCACGCUGCAUACUGCCGUGCGUAUGUACAUUGCGCUGGACCAGAGUCCGUUAUGCCUGAGCGCGUUCCAGCAGACGGACAUGGUGACGUGCGCCGAGCGACUGACGCACGCGCUCACCGUGCACUACCUCUCCGCCGCCAUAUUGGGCGCAGGUUGGGUCGUAGGCGGCUUGGAGCUGUUGGGUGCGCCGGGCGCAUUGGCAGCGCGCGUUGGGGGCGCGCGCGGUGGCGUGCGCGGCGUGGCGGCGGCGGCGGCGGCCGCGCUGCUGCGCUCGCUCAGCGCCUGCGCCGGCUCGCUGGCGCGCAACCUCGACCUGCUGGCCGGCGACGACGACCAUGCGCGCCGCGCCGCUGCCGCGCGCCGACGCCACCCCGACACCUUUGUUCAGGGACUUGCCGCCGGCAUCACCAACUUCGCUAUCAACAUACUUGGCGCAGUGGGCGGGCUGGCGCACCACCCGCUGGUGAGCGUGGCGGUGGGCGAGGUGGAGGGCGGCGCGGCGGCGCUGCGGCGCGGCCUGCUGGGCGCGCUCACCAAGCCGCUGUCCGCCACCGCCGACCUGGUCGCCUUCGCUGGCCACGGCCUUCUGCGCCAGACCGGCUGGGACCCCGUGCCGCAGCGGCGCUCCUCGUGCGCGGGGUUGGAGAGCGGCGGCUGCGGCUGGCGGCGCGACUGCGUGCGCUGGUCGUUCCGGCUGGCCGAGGUGCACGCGCUGGCCGGCUUCGACGUGCUGGUAGACGAUGCGCCGUUGCGUCUGCUGCUCACGCACAAGUACCUCAUGAUUACUGACCCAGAUACAGAGCGAAUCGUUGAAAUGGUAGAUCUUCGAUUCUGCACGCUAAGGCCCCACCAAGGACCUAUCGUCGAGUUGGUGGUAACGAGAAGACAAAAGGAGAAUGUUGUAGAGUCUAAAUCUGUGGACGAAGACGAUGAAUAUCAGAUAAGCAGCGCAGCCAUGGCUCGCGUGGCGCGGUACACGGGCGCGGACGGGGGCGUGGCGCCGGCGCCGAGCGCGGCGCGCGUGCUGGCGCUGCAGGCGCCCGCGCGCCUCGCGCCCGCGCUCCGAGCCGCGCUCUCCGCCGCGCUGCACGCCGUCUCCGACGACCAUCUGCACCUGCUCUAGCCGGCCCGCCGGACCCCAGCUAUGUGACAUCUUCCUACAUACGUACAUAGAAUAGGGAAUAUUACGCGUAACUCUGCGUAGGGGGCACACAAUCGAAGGGUACACCACGAAACAAGAAAAUCGAAAUUUCGUUAUCUAACCUCUCUAUCACUCUUGCAUAUUCGAUACAUAAAGAGGCAGAACGAAAUUCCGAUUUUAACGUUUCCCGGUAGGCCCUUUGUAAACAAACCGCCUUGAUAUAUCAAUGUUUUAUUUUAUUAUCUGUGAAAACUUGUCAAAAAGCUGUUUAAGGCACAGUAUGUAUAAAUUACUAUAGUGCUAGUAGUGCACUCUGGCGGCAGAACGUUGCAGUAAUACCCUCUAUUCACUCACUUACGUAGGCUGCCAUUACACUUGGUAUUCUACUAAAAAAAUAGCUAAAAUCUUUGAGGUUUUAAAGUAAACAAGACUUCCCUAUAAGUGUAAAGGUGAACUUAAAUGGGGUAGUUAAUGAACCAUGUUGAAAGUCGUAUAUUUGUAACAUGUAAAUGUAUAGCCCAGGUAAAAUGCUCCGGUUAACCUCGCAAUGGUUUGGCAGCCUCGUAAUACAAAUAAGGUAAAGAUAAUGCAUGUUCCGGCCUAAAUGUGUACGCAUUUUAUGUAUUUCCAUUGUUUUUUUUUUCACAUCAUUUUUGUGUAUGUAAACUCAACUUUAAAUUUAAAUAUAUAGAGAAAACAGACUUUAUGUCGAAUAAGUUGAUCUGCUGCCAGCCGUCUUUAUCCGAGGCUAGCUUAUCGGGCACGAACAUUAAGGAUCAUUCGAUCAUCAUUGAGAAAUAUUACAAUUAUAUCCCAAAUUACUAAUUAAUACUAUUUAUAUCCUUUACAAUAAAACAUUCCUUGAAGAAUUUAACGUAGUAGAUCCUGUGUACAUGUACGUACAUAUAUAGUGUUGGCUGAGUACCUGGUUAAAUUGCGUCAAUGUACGUCAUCCAUGAUGACAUUAAACAACAAUUUGCAUUUAAUCAUUUUGCGUGACAUUCCCAAAUAGGCUGUCAAAGUAAAUCGUCAUCAACGCGACCGCACAAUCGUAAGAUUUUCUUUAGCACGAAUGACGUAGGCAUACCUAUCGUUAAUUUUAAUAUGAUUCAUAUAAAUUGCCUUUCCUUUAAACAACUACAGUUCACAAAACGUUAAAAUUUAAGAGUAGGUAAUGAUAAUAAGCAUUUGUUGUAGUUUACGGAAAUUAUUUUUUAUCUUGAAUGAAAUAGAAUGCUAUCAUGACCCUUGUCCAGUGGUUCCGAAUAUUUUAUCGACAAGUACGUUACUUUGCUUAAUAAUAUUGUUUGCUGACAUGUAUGAUAUGUACGAGUAUUACUCUCUUGGAAACCACUUUGAAACACAUUGUAAAUCUGUGGUCCUCGGACUGUCGUUUGAGAACUAUGUCCUAGUCAAAAAAUUAUUAAAUAACAUUGUACGCAUUGACCUUUUACAUAACUCCUUGAGAUAGACUCCUUAUGACUUUUAUUAACAUCUAGACUUGACCUUCUGUCAAACCGCUUUUAGAAGUGUAUACAGUAUUAUAAAAUUAAAAUCUUGUAUUAUUUAUUUAUAUAUUUGCUUAAUCGAAUCUAAUGUUUGAGCGUUCCAGUUUCCAGACUAUUCUAAACAACCACAUUAAUUAAAUUAACUUCAUCCUAUGUAUUAGGUUAGGUAUACGUAAUCAAAUUAAGAUGAAAAACACGCGAAUGUUUAUAAACAUAUAGUCCGAUGGCCGGCUGCAUGAAACCCAUCUCAUAAAAAAAUAGAAAAUACCUACCUACUCUAACUUAUUUCUGGUCGGAUUCCCAGUCUAAAGUGAGGCCGACCAAGAUAUACGUCAACAGGUUUAAUUUAGGUACUUAUUUUAAUCCGUUUCUUUUAUUCUAUUUUUGAUGGGUUUUUUUUUGAUUAAUUUUUGUACCACUUUUUUGCUAUUUACACAAAAUUUGCUAAUUAAAUAAGCCGCGGCCGACCAAGAGCAGUUGAAGCUACUAAAAGUCAGCUACCCCCACAGAGUAGGUAUUUAAAUUUUUGUAUCAGGUGGGUUUCAUGCAGCCGGCCACUGGACUAUAAGGUUGUAGAGCUAGAGUACCUAUAUAUAAUUAUGUAAAUUUUGUACAUUUACGAAGUCAAGGUGGAACGCUAUCGAGCUAGUUGGUAGAUUACAUGGUAACAUGUUAUUAAUUUACGAGAUUUAAUCAUUACUCUAGGAUGAAUUGUGACAAAGGAAUUUACUAAUUUACAAUAUUGAUUAGGUUACCUUACUAUCGGUAGGUGCCAAAUGAGUGUAACACCUUGGCUUUAUCUUGUUUGUGGCCUUUUUCACACGACAUAGUGAGAGAGAGAGAUAGCGAUAUCUUACUUCUAUUACCUAGUUACUGUAUAUUAGAGAGAAAGGAUCUACUUUAGUCUAUUAAAAUAAAACCAGACUGACGGCAUUUGUAAAUAUAUAUUACCACUGUGUUAGGAGUGAAUAUAAAAUUGAAUUCAUUGUUAUUAUUUAGGUACAGUCGACGAAAGCGACAGUAAAGAGACAAAUACCCAAUAGUAUUCCACGGUGUUGUACAUAUUAAUAUUAAUACAUUUAAGUAUUAGCACCAUUUAAUCAAAUGUCUAUGAGUUGCAUCCAACUCUCUCAAAAAUAGGUAUGUCUAAUCAGACCGUGCAAUAUUACUUAUGUAUAUUUGAAAUUUUUAAUGAUUUUUUAACUUGUCAAAAUUAUAACUAAAUAAAGAAUAAAAACUAUGAAUUUUAA
Molecule: messenger RNA, 14707 nt
Organism: Cydia splendana
Lineage: Eukaryota; Metazoa; Arthropoda; Insecta; Lepidoptera; Tortricidae
Gene: Vps13B
Exons: 85
Coding region: 139-11931 (3930 amino acids)
Source: RefSeq, a predicted model, not a curated record